This is a messenger RNA of Aplysia californica (California sea hare), 1167 nucleotides long. Its product is annotated as coiled-coil-helix-coiled-coil-helix domain-containing protein 1. Gene Ontology annotation, molecular function: RNA binding. The record is from RefSeq and is a predicted model, not a curated record. Gene Ontology annotation, biological process: mitochondrial translation. NCBI's taxonomy places the organism in Eukaryota, Metazoa, Mollusca, Gastropoda, Aplysiida, Aplysiidae. Bases 344 to 796 code for a protein of 150 amino acids. Gene Ontology annotation, cellular component: mitochondrial ribosome; nucleoplasm; mitochondrion. The transcript has 5 exons.
UAAAUUAAAAACACGUUCUUAAUAUUCCCACAUUAACAUGAGUUUGAAAUGAACGGCAGUUAUUCUGUAGUUGUGGGUGUUAAAGAGUUGUGAAAAGUCGCUGCUUAUCGAUUUUCAAACUUAUCAAAUUUAUAAAUUAUUCCCGAUUACCAGCUACCUACUUUCGGUUAUGAAAGUCAAAAACAUGCUUCGUAUCUCAACACUUUAGGAAAAUAAUAGGAAAGGUACAGUUUACGUUUCAGAUUGGUUUUGAGUGGAUUUUUAAAAUAAUAUAUGUUUUCAUCAACUGGAGCAAAGAAUUUAAACACUUCAGUGAACAACAGAAUCCUUCCAGUUUGCAAACAUGAGGCUCACUGACGCAGUAUUCAAGACGUCAUCUCUGAAGAAAUUUACAAAUUACAAGAAUCCUGGAUAUCUGCACAAGGUGGUGAGAAUUCCAGCGCUGAAGGAUCAAGUGAAAUCUCGUCAACUGAAAUCAGAAUCUGCACCGUGUGUGAACGAGAUGAGUCGAAUGAUGGACUGUUGGAAAAAAUCUGACUUUAAUCAGAGUGCAUGUGGCAAAGAGACACAGUCAUUUCUACAAUGUAUGGCAGCCGCUGAGGCAUCCCAGCAGCAGAUCCGAGAGUUAGCAGCCAAGGGUAUGCCCAUGAAAGGUUCUCGGUUCAGACCCAGCAGCCAGGUGAAUGAGAUGUUGGCAAAGUACCCACAGCCAGAGUCCAACCUACAGGGCCCAGCUCCCAGAGGCAGAGGCCGGGGUAUGUGGGGGAUACCUCGCAAGAACUACGUGCCACAGUGACCCUCCUCACCCGCCAGCCGCCCACCCUAGUGUGUGUGUGUGUUUAUGUGUGUGUGAGUGUAUGUGUGUAUGUGUGUAUCGAAUAGGUUAAAUAUGUAACUGUGUGUGUGUGUGUGUGUGUGUGUGUGUGUGUGUGAGUGUGAGUGUGUGAAUGUGGAACUGUGUGUGUAUCGAAUAGAUUAAAUGUGUACAUUUGUUUGUAUGUGUAUGUGUGUGUGUGUGUGUGUGUGAGAGAGAGAGAGAGAGAGAGAGAGAGAGAGAGAGAGAGAGAGAGAGAGAAUGGUUUGCUAAUCGUUGGUUGUGUGGACAAAAAUAUGACCUCAAUGUGGUUUUUAGUUUGUGUUAAAUAAACUUUGAUUUUGGAAAAUGUC